AUGCUUCGAAAAAACAGUGAAGAUGCACAUUAUUGUGCUGCACUUUUCUGCUAUCUUAGAGAAUUCUGUAUCCAGUACCGUCAAUGGGCCUGUUUGAUUUCUGCUGAUGAUAAGCACAAAAUUCCUAUAGGCGAAGAUGUUGCAGUUUCUACCGGUAUACGAAAUCGACAUUCUAUAGUUGCACAAGAGAGCAAUUUGGUUGCUGCUGAUCAUGAUUUUGCAAAACUAUCUUUAACACUAUCG
This is a messenger RNA of Racocetra persica, 243 nucleotides long. NCBI's taxonomy places the organism in Eukaryota, Fungi, Glomeromycota, Glomeromycetes, Diversisporales, Gigasporaceae. The record is from the annotation of a GenBank genome assembly.